Messenger RNA from Brachypodium distachyon (stiff brome), 1193 nucleotides. Its product is annotated as uclacyanin 1. NCBI's taxonomy places the organism in Eukaryota, Viridiplantae, Streptophyta, Magnoliopsida, Poales, Poaceae. Gene Ontology annotation, molecular function: electron transfer activity. The record is from RefSeq and is a predicted model, not a curated record. The coding region runs from base 344 to 961 and encodes 205 amino acids. The transcript has 2 exons. Gene Ontology annotation, cellular component: plasma membrane.
CACAUGGCCAUGGAGCCAAAGCAAGCAAGCUGGGAAGCUGCUACUAACAACGCAAUGCCGCUUAAUAAUGGAGUGGUUGAAGAGGAUGCUAGCUAAGCUAAGCUAGCUACCUGCAGGUCAAUGGGAUUGCCGCGUCCGGCCACCAACCCCCCCGGCCGUCAACCAUGUCAGGCAUGACGAGAAGCCCUGCAGCUCCAUCUAUAUAAGCUCUGCAGCUCACCAGCCAUCCCCAAAUCAUCCUUCCAGAUCUCAGCUCACUCUCACCAGCCAGCGCCCACUAGCUUUGCAUUGUGUGAAGUUCAAGAAUAAAGCCUCAAUCAAUUAAUCUUGUUUGUUGAGAUCCAUGGCAAUGGCGAAAGGUGCCGUCUUCUUCGUGGCCGUUGUGGCCAUGGCCGCGCUCGCGGGGCUCGAGGCGGCGACGGUCCACCCGGUGGGCGGCGCCGGCAAGAACUGGGACACCAGCGGCGACUACGACACCUGGUCCGCCCAGCAGAAGUUCACCCAGGGAGACAGCCUCGUGUUCACGUACCCGUCUUCGCACGACGUGGUGCAGACGACCAAGGCCGGCUACGACGCCUGCUCCGCCGCCAGCACCGACAAGAGCUUCACCGGCGGCAAGACCACCAUCAAGCUCAGCACCGCCGGGAAGCAGUACUUCAUCUGCGGCGUCCCCGGCCACUGCGCCGCCGGCAUGAAGCUCGCCGUCAACGUCGUCGCCGCCGCCGCCACCCCCGCCGCCAAGGCCCCCGCCAAGCCCAGGGGACAGAGGAGCGUCGCCCCCGUCGCCGCCCCUGCUCCGGCCCCGGCCAUGGCGCCGGCGGCCACCGACGACCAGCUCCCCACCGUCACCUCGCCCACGGGCUCGCCGACGCCCAAGCCUUCCGCCGCCGCCACCAUCGCCGGUGCCAAGGCCGCCGCCGUCGCGCUCGCCGUCGCCAUGGCCGCCGCCUUGGCAAUGUGAUUUGAGCGUCGGUGACAAAGGCUUUAAUUUUGAGCGUUUAAGGCCUUAAUCGUGUCGAUAAAUUUGCGGAUCUGUUCUUGUGAUUCUUGUAUCGAUCGAUCCCCUUCCUCUCUGGCAUGCACAUUGGCUUCCCUGCAUGUUCCUUCCGAUUAUUAUUGUUACGGCUAGUGUAUGAUGAUUUAUUUGUUGUAUCUCUCGAUCGAUAAAUAAUAAAGAUAUUCUCAUUCUUUCA